Messenger RNA from Sitodiplosis mosellana (orange wheat blossom midge), 2080 nucleotides. Its product is annotated as glucose dehydrogenase [FAD, quinone]-like. NCBI's taxonomy places the organism in Eukaryota, Metazoa, Arthropoda, Insecta, Diptera, Cecidomyiidae. Gene Ontology annotation, molecular function: ecdysone oxidase activity; flavin adenine dinucleotide binding. The record is from RefSeq and is a predicted model, not a curated record. Bases 67 to 1917 code for a protein of 616 amino acids. The transcript is spliced from 4 exons.
CCUACCGUUCAUUUGAGUGUAUUCGGUUGUGUACACAAGACGUUCAUAAGAUCGCACUUCAGCAAGAUGAGUUCAUUUUCAUCACAAUGUUCGGCUCAAAGUGUUGGACCUGCGAAUCACUUGGUGACAACAUUAAUUCAAACGCUUCUCGCGGUUCAAUGUUCGAUCUCUCCACCUGAAAUGUGGCCGAAAGACUAUGGCGAAACAGCAUUGAAAAAUGGUUUAGACGAAUACGAUUUCGUUGUGAUUGGCAGUGGAUCGUCGGGUGCAGUUGUGGCAAGUCGAUUAAGUGAGAUUGAAGAUUGGAAAGUUCUUUUAUUGGAAGCUGGCGGCACUCCACCGUUGGAAUCUGAAAUUCCAGGUUUUCAAUAUACAAUGCUGAAUUCUGAAUAUGAUUGGCAAUUCCGUACUGAGUCCGAUACCGCUUGUCUGUCGUAUCCAAAGGGGUGUCUCCGACCUAGAGGUAAAAUGCUCGGUGGAACAUCCAGCAUCAAUUCAAUGCUGUACGUUCGUGGUCAUAAACAUGAUUUUGAUAAAUGGAGUUCGUAUGGAAAUCCCGGCUGGGACUAUGAUAGUGUGUUGCACUACUUCAAAAAGUCAGAAAAUAAUCAAAAUACGGAUUUUGUGAAUUAUAAGAAUGGAAUGUAUCAUAGCGAUAAAGGACCAAUGAAAGUGGAUUCGUUUAGUGGAGAAGAUUUACCGUACAAUCAAGUGUACCUUAAAGCUUUAAGCGAAAUUGGAAUCGAAACGAUUGAUAAUAUAAAUGCAGACAAAAUAUUUGGUGCAGUCGAUGUUCAGGGAAAUUUCUGGAAUGGGAGACGACAUAGCACGGCAAAGGCGUUCCUCAUUCCAGCUAGCAAGCGAAAGAAUUUGCAUAUCAUUUAUAAUGCUGAUGUUCAGAAGAUUUUAAUCGACGAGAAUAAUCGAGCAACUGGUGUUGAGUUUGUUUACAAAGGAGAGCGUAAAAUGAAAGCCGCGGCAACGAAGGAAGUCGUUUUAUCAGCUGGUUCAAUCAUGAGCCCAAAAAUUCUAAUGAAUUCUGGUGUUGGCCCAAAAGAUCACUUAGAAGAGCUGAGAAUACAAGUGAAAAGUGAUUUGCGUGUUGGUGAGAAUUUGUAUGAACACAUUUUUGUGCGAUUGUUUUUCUCAUUUUCAGAAUUAGAACCAAUCGAUCCGAUCCAUGCUAAACUUGACAGCAUUUACAAUUUUGCUAUCCAUAAUACUGGUCCACUUGCAAAUGGAUUUCAAGUUCAAGCGACUGCAUUUAUAAAUACUUUCAACGGAACGGAGUAUCCCGAUAUGCAACUGUCGUAUUUACACCUGCCACAAGAUGUCGAUAUACAAAGGACAGUGAUCUCUGGUUUCGAACCGAAAAUUAAAGAGUUUUUCAAUGAAAAACUCAAAAAGUUUGAGGUUGGGUGCAUUUUUGCAGAGUUGGUGCAACCAAAAUCACGUGGUUAUAUUAAAUUGAGUAGCUCGUCACCGUAUGAUAAACCGAUAAUGCGACCAAAGUAUUUAACUGAUAAAGACGAUGUUCAAGCUUUAUUCCGAGCGAUAAAAAGAGUGCUUGGAGUAUUGAAUACAAAAGCGUAUAAGGAGAAAGGUGCUAGGCUAUUGCGACUGCCUCUCGAUAGGUGUGAUCAUUUGGAAUACAUGUCGGAUGAAUACUGGCUCUGUUAUAUUCGUUACAUUUCCUAUCCUACGAAUCACACAGUUGGAUCGAGCAAAAUGGGAAAUUCGACAGAUCCAGAAGCCGUUGUUGACCCUCGCCUGCGAGUUCGUGGUAUUGAAGGAUUAAGGCAAAUCGAUGGCGGCAUAAUGCCCAGCCCAGUCUCAGGGAAUACUAAUGCAGCUUGCAUCAUGAUCGGUGAAAAGGGUGCAGAUUUGAUUAAAGAAGAUCACUCACGAACGGAAUGAUUUGUUUCAACUAGUCCAAUAUCUACAAUCAAGUUAUUUAGCAUGAAAUUUGUUACAACACAUUGAUUAUUGAUUUCCCAAUUGAUAUAUGAAAUAUAUUGUAUACAAUUUGCUUAAAGAAUAAAACAAAUAAAUGUGUAACUUAUGUUGAUUUUCAAAGCUA